This is a messenger RNA of Mesitornis unicolor (brown roatelo), 1364 nucleotides long. Its product is annotated as KAT8 regulatory NSL complex subunit 1-like. Lineage: Eukaryota; Metazoa; Chordata; Aves; Mesitornithiformes; Mesitornithidae. Gene Ontology annotation, molecular function: histone acetyltransferase binding. The record is from RefSeq and is a predicted model, not a curated record. The coding region runs from base 57 to 1364 and encodes 435 amino acids. The transcript has a single exon. Gene Ontology annotation, cellular component: NSL complex.
CAGUGGAGCUGGCCUCGGCACCGGGAGAGGCUGGACUUCCCGUCUCUCUGUGCUGAAUGGCUGCGAUGGCGCCCGCUCUCACUGACGCAGCAGCUGAAGCUCACCACAUCCGAUUCAAGCUGGCUCCCCCGUCCUCCACCUUGUCGCCUGGCAGUGCCGAGAGCAACGGCAACGCCAACAACAUCCUCCUGGCUGCCAACGGCACCAAAAGGAAAGCCAUUGCUCCGGAGGAUCCCAGUUUAGAUUUCCGAAACAACCCGACGAAGGAAGAGCUGGGCAAGCUGCAGCCGCUAGUGGCCUCUUAUCUCUGCUCGGAUGUAACAUCUGUUUCUUCAAAAGAGCCUCUGAAGCUGCAAGGAGUCUUCAACAAGCAGACAGUCCUUAAAUCUCACUCUCUCUUAUCUCAGUCCUUCUUGAAAACAAGUGAUCUGUUGGGGAGGCAGCCGGUGUUGGAAUUCACUUUGGAGAAUCUCAAAACAAUGAGUACUAAUAGCCAGCCACCUCUCCCGCAAGCGCCUGUAAAUGGCUUGGCCAAGAAAUUGGCCAAAAGUACCAAUUCAGACCAUGAAAACUCGAGUUCUCUGAACGGUGGGAAGUGUGCUCCUCCUGCUGCUGCCCUCCAGGGUGUUGACUAUAACGCAGGAGGUUCUGAAUUGGGGGACUUGAAGACCGGGUUGACCAAUUGCACUCUUCCACACAGAAGCCUUGAUGCAGAGCACGCAACUCCCUUUAGCAAUAAUAGCACUGCAAACAAAUCUUCCCUUAAUUCCACAGAGCAACAGCGGGUGCUGGAGGGUGGCAGUGGAGAGACCAGGCUGCCCGGUGUUGCUGGGCACUCCGACUUCGGGAGCAGUAAGUUGGAGGAGCAGAAGCCUUCUCUGUUGGCCGGUCAGCACAGCGCUCUCGACUCGGAGAUGAGGACGAGGGCGUUGCUGCGACGGCAGGCGGACAUCGAGAGCCGUGCCCGCAGGCUGCAGAAACGCUUGCAGGUGGUGCAGGCGAAGCAGGUGGAGAGACACAUCCAGCAACAGUUGGGUGGCUUCUUGGAGAAAACUCUGAGCAAGCUUCCGACUUUGGACCCCCUGAGGCAUCGAAGCCAGCUGAUGUUGACCAGAAAAGCAGAAGCAGCCUUGAGGAAAGCUGCGAGUGAGACAGUGACUUCAGAAGGCCUGAGCAGCUUCUUGAAGAGCGAUUCGAUAUCGGAGGAACUGGAGCGAUUCACGGCCAGCGGUAUGGCCAACUUGAGAUCCAGCGAGCAGGCGUUUGACUCGGAUGUCACUGACAGCAGCUCGGGAGGAGAGUCGGACGUUGAAGAGGAGGAACUGACCAAAGCAGACCCAGAACAGCCCCACGUACCGCUGUGA